AUGGCUUCUGCAAACUAUGGUCCAUCUGAAGAUCAGUUCCUGUGCUCCAUCUGUCUGGAUGUGUUCACUGAUCCAGUCACCACACCAUGUGGACACAACUUCUGCAUGAACUGCAUCAAUGAACACUGGAACACCAGCGACCAGAACCUGUGUCCAAUGUGUAAGAAGGACUUCACCACCAGACCUGAUUUGAGGGUCAACACCUUCAUCUCUGAGAUGGUUGUUCAGUUCAGACAGUCUGCUCAGCAGAAAGCCAGCAGCAGCAGCUCAGAGCAACAAGAGUCCAAACCAGGAGAAGUUCCCUGUGACGUCUGCACUGGAACCAAAGUGAAGGCCCUCAAGUCCUGCCUGGUGUGUCUGGUCUCCUACUGUGAGACUCACCUGGAGCCUCAUCUGACAGCUUCACGCCUGAAGAGACAUCAGCUGAUGGACCCUGUGGAGAACCUGGAAGGCAGGAUGUGUACGAAGCACGAUAAACCUCUGGAGCUGUUCUGUAAGAGCGACCAGACGUGUGUCUGCAUGCUCUGCACUGUUUUAGACCACAAGAACCAUGAUUAUGUUCCUCUGGAAGAAGAAUAUGAAGAAAAGAAGGUCGAGCUGAAGAAGACAGAGGCUGAAAUCCAGCAGAUGAUCCGGAAGAGAAGAGUGAAGAUUCAGGAAAUCAAACACUCGGUCGACCUCAGUGAGGAAGAUGCAGGCAGAGAGAAAGCAGAAGGUGUUCAGGUCUUCACUGAUCUGAUGGAGUCUGUUGAAAGAGGCUUGAAGGAGCUCCUCAAAACAAUAGAAGAGAAGCAGGAAGCCACAAAGAAACAGGCUGAAGCUUUCAUCAGAGAGCUGGAAGAGGAAAUCUCUGAGCUGAUGAAGAGGAGCGCUGAGGUGGAGCAGCUCUCUCUCUCUGAAGACCACCUCCAUCUUCUCCAGUCCUCAAACAUCCAUCAGCCGCCACCCACCAAGGACUGGACAGAGGUCAGUGUUUGUCCUUCAUAUGAGGGGACUGUGGUGAGAGCUGUGUCUCAGCUGGAGGAGACACUCAGUAAGAAGAUGAAGAAGUGGUUUGCUGAGCUGAAGAGGGUCCAGAUGUUUGCAGUGGAUCUGACUCUUGAUCCUGAAACAGCUCAUCCUCUACUCAUCCUGUCUGACGAUGGGAAACAAGUGAAAUGUGGUGUUGUGAACAAGAAUCUCCCAAACAACCCAGAGAGAUUUAUUAAUGAUUACUGUGUUUUAACAAAGCAGAGUUUCUCUUCAGGCAGAUUCUACUUUGAGGUUCAGGUUGAAGGAAAGACUGAGUGGUUUUUAGGAGUGAACAGAGAGUCAGUCAACAGGAAGGGAUUCAUCUCACAGAGUCCUCAGAAUGGUUACUGGAUAAUAUGUAUGAAUGGAAAUAAAUACUUUGCUUAUGAUGAUCCUCCAGUUGUUCUCUCUGUGAAGUCUGGUCCUCAGAAGGUGGGGGUGUUUGUGGACUAUGAGGAGGGUGUGGUCUCCUUUUAUGACGUCGAAGCUGCAGCUCUCAUCUACUCCUUCACUGGCUGCUCCUUCACUGAGAAGCUCUUCCCGUUCUUCAGUCCUGGUUGUUAUAAUAACGAUGUUAGAAACUCUGCUCCUCUGAUCAUCUCUCCUGUCGGAGUAAAUUAAUCAUUCUCUGAUUUCAUGUGAUGAUUUUAUUCAUUAAAGGGAAUAAAUGUACAUAUUUUAUAUAAAUACUGUAUGUUUUUCUCUUUAUUUCUGUACCAUGACGCCUUAUGGAGAAUAUCUAUUUCAACCUUUUGAAUCCAGACUGUUUUAUUUUCACUAAAUAUCCAAAGCUGAAGUUUGACUUUUAGUAAAUCAGCAAAACAAAUUAUAUCUGAUGUGAAGCCUCUGAAAACAUAUUGUUGAAUAUUUAAUAUUCUCAUAAACGCCUCUGACCUUUCCAUCAUGUUCACAGAAUACACUUUGUGUUGUUGUUAUUGUGCCUGAAAGUGAAUUAAUAAUAUAGAUGCAAAUGUUCUUUUUGUUGUCACUUUGGCUCAUUAUGAUUUGUUUUGUGAAAAUGUUUAAGAUGACAAAUAAAGAUAAGUGAUUGUAAACAAAGAAACAUACAUUUAUACCUUAUAAAUAACUUGAACACUGACAAGAAAUGACAAGUUUACACAAGUUAUAUUCUAUGAACAAUGAAAUAUUUCCUGAGGCUCUUUCACAAACUGAAGAGGUUUAUUCAGAAGCAUAAUGCUAAUAUAUUCUUACAUUUAUCAAGUUACUCUCAUACUGCAUAAAAGGUCAAUGGACAAAGUUAAUUAAUAAUAUAGAUGCAAAUGUUCUUUUGGUGUGAAAAGUGGUUUGAAUUAUUUAAAGUCACUUUGGCUCAUUUUGAUUUGUUUUGUGAAUAUUUGUAAUAAGACUUAAAAAUAAAGAUGAGUGAUUGUUGAAAAAAAGGAAACAUACAUCUCUUGAACAAGUUACUUUUGCCUCAUAAAUAACUUGAACUGAACACUGAACAGAAAUGACGGGUUUACACAAGUUAUAUUUAUAUUCAUGUUAAUUAAAAACGUCUUGUUUAAUGCAGGAAA
Messenger RNA from Gasterosteus aculeatus aculeatus (three-spined stickleback), 2546 nucleotides. The record is from RefSeq and is a predicted model, not a curated record. NCBI's taxonomy places the organism in Eukaryota, Metazoa, Chordata, Actinopteri, Perciformes, Gasterosteidae.